Messenger RNA from Schistocerca americana (American grasshopper), 14449 nucleotides. RefSeq names its product obscurin (gene Obsc). The transcript has 66 exons. NCBI's taxonomy places the organism in Eukaryota, Metazoa, Arthropoda, Insecta, Orthoptera, Acrididae. Bases 41 to 13549 code for a protein of 4502 amino acids. Gene Ontology annotation, molecular function: protein binding; ATP binding; guanyl-nucleotide exchange factor activity. Gene Ontology annotation, biological process: protein phosphorylation. The record is from RefSeq and is a predicted model, not a curated record.
GGAAUUUGGCCGAGACCUAAGACAAGUAGUGGAACGAUACAUGCAACCACUCGACAACCCUGCUGUGCCACGAGUUGUGCGGGAUAACAAAGAUGUCCUCUUCAGCAACCUUAAGCAAAUUGCUGAUUUCCACAACACCAUCCUCAUUGAAGGUGUGAAGUACUAUGCAAGUGAGCCAACAAUGUUGGGACGUACAUUCCUGAGAUUAGAACGUGACUUUGACAAGCAUGUUGCCUACUGCCGUGAUGAGCCAGCUGCACAAGAACUACUGCAAGAAAAUGAUGAAGUCCGAGAUUAUUUUGAUGAGCUUAGCCAGCAACUUGGUGACGACAAGAGCUUGUCGGAGCAUCUGAAGCUUCCAAUCCAGCGAAUUAACGACUACCAACUCCUACUAAAGGAGCUGGUGAAGUAUUCUUCUCGACUUGGCGAAGACACUAGCGACCUCCAAAAAGCUCUUGAUUUGAUGCUAGCUGUGCCCCAUCGGGCAGACGACAUCAAGUUUAUUAGUAACAUUGAAGGGUAUCACGGUAACAUCCAUAAGCUUGGUAGGCUAUUAAAACACGACUGGUUCACAGUAACAGAUAAAGAAGGAAAGCAUAAAGAGAGGUACUUAUUUUUGUUCAAGGCGCGCAUUUUGGUCUGUAAGGUUCGGCGGAUAUCUGAAGACCGGUCUGUUUUUGUUCUGAAGGAUAUUGUGAAAUUGCCUGACGUAGAAGUCGAAGACCAUAAGGAUAAUUUAAGAGUGUUUGAACUACAUCAUAAAUCCAGUGGUUUUGGAAAUUUUCCACUAACUAUUGCUGCACAUUCAGACACUGUUAAGGACAUCUGGUUAAAGGAAAUAAGACAAUAUUCUACAGAUAAAUUUGCUCUUGCUGAGCAUGCUGCUGAUGACCUGCAGUUAAAGAGUCAUACUGAAGAUACAGUUGACACCACAAGCCAAGAACAAACAGUUAAAAAGACAUCUGUAACAGAACUUGUUUCAGAAAAGUCAAAAGUAGUGAAUGGCAUCAUAAAGGAACACACGAAAGAGUUGCCACAAGAAAAUCAAAGUGAACCAGAUAAGAAAGGAAAAGAAACAGUAAAGAAGCCAUUAGAUUCUGCAGACCAAGACAACAGGGGGCCACCAAAAAAGCAAAAAACUACAAAUAUUUUAGCGGAGGAGAGCAAAACAGACCAGCAACACCAGUCUUUUGAAAAAAAGGAGAGAGAAGAACCAACAAAACAAGAAUCACAAGUGACACAAAAAUUGAAAGAUUCACGACCAGUGACUAAUGGUCCAGAACUGCUUCAUGAAACUGAGAUCAAAAAAAUAUCUGAAACAGAAAAAGUAGCAGAUUCUCAUAAAGCAAAUAACAUAAGUCAAGUCAAACAAGACCAGGAACAGUUGCCAGAAAACACAGAAACCUGCAAAACAGAAUUCAAGUCUGAUAUUGGUAUUGUGAAAAGCUCAGAGAAAGUAAAUAAUAUUACCAAUUCUGUUUCCACAAAAGAUAAAGGAAUUAAUAGCCACAACAUACUUAAGACUGCAGAAGAAUUAGAAAAGGCAGAGAAACAGUUAGUGGAAACUAAUAAAACAACAUCAGCAAAUACUUUAUUGGACAGACAGAACGAGAAAAAUAAAGUAGAGGCAGAAGAAAAACCCACAGCUCCUCAUACAGAACCCACAAAUAGAAAAGAGGGAAGCUCAGAUACAGUCAGCAAAGGCAGUACAUCAGCAGGGUCUGCAAUAGAGAAGUCUGAGCAGAAGAAGGCUGAAACAGAGGACAAGUCCAUUACUGUUCUCACAGAAUCUGCAAACAAGAAAGAAGAACAACCUACUGCGUUACCUGUAAGUGCUUUACCAGGAAGGGCUGCAUUAGAGAAGUCUGAAGAAAAGAAGCCAGAAACAGAAAGAAAAUCAACAGAUUCUCUUACCGAGUCUACAAAUAAAUUAGGUAGAAAAGAGGAAAGUUUAGAUACAGUUAGGAAAGACAGUGCAUCAGCGGGAUCUGUGAUAGAGCAGUCUGAACAGAAGAAGUCAGAAACAGAGGACAAGCCCACAACACUUGUCACAGUAUCUGCAAAUAAGGAAGAAGAACAAUCUACUGUAGCUCCUGUAAGUGUUUUACCAGGAAGGACUGCAUUAGGGAAAUCUGAAGAAAAGAAGCCAGAAACAGAGAGAAAGUCAACAGAUUCCAUUGCCCAGCCUACAAAUAAAUCAGGGACAACUUUUGACACGAGUGUUAGAAGUCCUGCCUCAGAAAAAACUGAAGAACCCAUUGAUCUUACUGCAGAAACCAGACAUAUAGAAGACUCCGUCUCUGCAGAAUCUGCCACUAAAAAGUCUGCUUCACAAGAAGAAAAGACAUUAGAAACAGCUGAAGUUUCAAAAUUAAAGAAAGAGGCUUCUGAAAACAAAGAAGACGACAUGGAUCAAUAUAUGAGUUUUGAAUCAAAACGUAUCUCCUCAUCUUCAAGAAGUGUUCAUGAAUAUUCUUCAGUGUCAAGUAGUCAUCUCAGUGAGGAGAUCUACGUGGAGUCAAGCAAUAUAUCAUCUUCUGAGUCCAUGAGGGUAGCAUCAAGUUCAACACAAUCUGUUGGUGGUGGUGAUACAGUAGUCAGACUUGCUCUGACUUCCAGUGAUGGUCGUCCAGUAUUCACUGAAACUAUUGAAGGCUGCAAUGUAGAACCUGGACAGAAUGCUAUAUUUCAAUGCAAAGUUGCCUCUGAUUCACCAACUAAUAUGACAUGGCUGAAAGAUAAUCGGCCAAUGGAUGAUAAGCUAGCAGACAGAGUUAAAAUGGAAUCUAAAGAUAGCAGCAGUUUCAAACUGGAAAUUCAACACUGUCGUGAGUCGGACACUGGUAUAUAUACAGCUAAAGCAUCCAAUGUCAUUGGAAGCUCCACAUGUACUGCACAACUAGUUGUUCAGGACAUUAGUGAAGAAGAAAGGGCACGACGUGCUGCAGCAAAUAGUCCGAGUUUCUUAAUUCGGCUUAAGGACACAGAACUGCUAGAAAAUACAUAUUUGCGAUUUAUGGUAAAAGUUCAAGGUACACCGAACCCAGAAGUAACAUUCUAUAAGGAUGGGAAACCUAUAGAAAAAGGAAGUGACCACAUUCAAGUUGUAAGAGAUAAAGCCGAGUCUGGAUAUUAUGAACUUGUUAUUACUGAUGUCCACCAAAAUGAUGCAGGAAAAUAUUCAUGUACUGCUAAAAACAAAUAUGGAGAAGUGUCAAGUGAAGCAACUGUAACAGUUACAACUGAGAAGAAAAUUUUUGCUGGAUUAGAAACAGCAGGCCUUUUACAGCCUGGAGAAGAACCAAAAUUUACAUGGUUACGAGAUGGAAAACCAUUUGAUCCUGAAGAGCGAUUUAAAGUGUUGUUCAAGGAUGAAGAGGAUUCCCUGGCACUUGUUUUUCAACAUGUGAAACCAGAGGAUGCAGGUCUAUACACAUGUGUGGCCUCUACUACAUCAGGAAAAAUAUCCUGCAGUGCUGAGCUGACUGUUCAAGGUUCUGUAAACCAGCUCCUGAAGGAACCAGAAGCCCCUAAAAUUGUAACUGAAACUAAAGCAACAGAAGUGAGUGUUGGUGGAUCAGCUAUGUUGGAACUCAAAAUAAAUGGCUUCCCUAAACCAGAUGUAAAAUGGUACAAGGACAACAAGGAAGUAACAGCAGGGGGCAGGGUUCGUUUUCUUUAUGAAGAUGAUGAAAGUAUCUCCCUUAUUAUUAAAGGUGUUACACCAGAUGAUGCUGGAAAAUACAAGAUAGUAGCAAAGAAUGAUCUGGGAGAAGAUUCUGCUGAAGUAGAUCUGAUGGUCAAAGCACCACCAAAAAUUAAGACCAAAAUGCAGGAUGCAUCAUGCAUGACAGAUCAACCAUUUAAGAUGACUGUUGAAGUGGAAGGAGUUCCAGAACCUGAAAUCAAAUGGUACAAAGAUGGCCAACAAAUUGUACAGACAGAUCGUAUAAAAAUAAUCAAGGAAACUUCAGAGACAUACACCCUCUCCAUUACAAGCACAAAAUUAGAGGAUUCUGGGUCCUACUCAAUUGUGGCAACCAAUGAAAUGAGCCAGACUUCUGAAUUUUGGAAAUUUGUUGUCCACUCUGGCCCACAGUUCCUUAAAACAAUGAACAAGUCAGUGGAAGCAAGGGAAGAUGAUACAAUAACAUUUGAAGUCAAGGUUCAGGGUGAUCCUAAACCAGAUGUGAAAUGGCUUAAGAAUGGGGAAGAGCUCAAAGCAGAUGGAAAGCACAUUAUAACUGAAGUUGAUGGCCCAACACACACUUUAACAAUCAAAGGCACUACAAGAAAUGAUUCAGGAACUUACAGUUGUGAAGUGAUAAAUGAUCAUGGCUGGAAAAAAGAUGAAGGAGUAUUAAAUGUCCGUUGUGCUCCUGAGUUCAAGAGAGAUCUGUCUGACCUUCAAGCAAAUGAAGGCGAUACAAAUAUUGAGUUUAAUGUUAAGGUUGAUGCAUACCCCAAGCCUAAAGUGAAAUGGUUUCUUGGUGAUAUAGAUAUAACAGAAAAGAAAAAUGAGUUCACUUGUACUGAAGAGGAAGGCACUUAUAAACUUGUUAUAAAGGAAGUUACAACAGAGUUGUCUGGAAAGUACACAUGUAAAGUGGUUAAUGAUCUAGGCACCAGUGAAUCAAGCUCUAAUUUAACUGUCAAUUUCAAGCCAAAAUUUAAAAAACCUCUGAAAGAUGUUGAAGUGGAUGAAGGAGACAGCUUGACUCUGACAAUAGAAUGUGAUGCUUAUCCUGAGCCAAAUGUGAAAUGGUAUAAGGAUGGCAAUGAAGUAAGUGCUGAUGCACGAAUAAAAAUCACAAGGGAUUCCACAAGAAAAGAAAGUUACAGUAUGAGUUUCACAUUGGUCAAGAGCUCAGAUGCAGGAGAAUAUGAAGCCAGAGCAGAGAAUAAAAUGGGAACAUCUUCAACAAAGAGUACUGUAAAAGUGAGCAAAAAAAAGGAAGAAGAAUUUUACAAGGAUAAGUCUCAAGAAGAAACUCAAGAAACUAAAGGUGGUACUCUUGAGGAGAAAUACAAACUGAAGAUUGAAGAGGAAAUAAUAGAGGAGCACUUCUCCCCAGAAUCAAUUAAAACAAAAGAAAUUUUUGAAGAAAGGGGAACACCAUUGAAUGCUGUACACAGCAAAGGUGCAGGGGACAGUGUUCCAGAUGACAGUGGAAAAUCGGUGACGUUAGAGAGACAGAGCAUUACAUAUUCUCGUGGCGACGGGGAUACUGUAACAAUAUCUGUAGCAUCUACAACACAUCAUGAAGUAGCAACAAUUUCAGAUAAUGGCUUGGAAGGUCCAUUUGCAGUACACUCUAUUUCUGAAACAAAAUCCACCAGAGUUGUCUGCGAAGAAUCAGAUGGCCCUGAAAGUGAGAGAGGUGUUUUCCUUAAGAAGCAUAGCGUUACACAUGAAGAAAUACAAGGAUCUCAGUCACCAUUUGUAAAUGAUCAACCAAAAAAUGCAGACAAGGGGAAACUGUUGGAAGAGAAAUCCGCUGAAAGAUAUGAAUUUUCUAAAGAAAAGAUCCAUCCUACAGAGUUAAAAAGGGAAGGACCAAUGUCAGGUGUUACAUUUGAGGAAAUAGAAGACAGCUCACCAAACACACCUGAUAUUCACGAUAUUAGUCACAGGGGAGGAACAGCAACUGUUGAAGAACCUGAGAGUGAAGAACAGCACGUGAAACGAUUGAAGAUAGAUGUCAGUAGAGGUGUGUCCAUUGUGUCACUUUCUGAAGAUGAGGCUACCAGCAGAGCUAGUUUGUCACCAGGGGCUAUCAGUGAAGAAACCUUGGAAGUACACAGAAUUGAAAUUGGCAGCGUGUUUCAGGGUGAUGUAAAGGAUAUUCCAAACGAAACUAAGAAAGGAAAACUGUGGGAAGCAGAAGGUGCAGUUGAAGUUCCUAACUCUCAGGAGGAAACUUUAAUUUCUGAUGUUGGUUCAGAGAAAGAUAAAGGAAAAAUGUAUGAAAAACAAGAUAUAGGUAUAAUUGAAAGCAAACCAAAAGAUGUUACAGGCAAUGAAGACACACCAGAAAAAAAUGCUCUAAAGAAAGGUCAGCUUUUGGAUUCUGAUAAAAUAGAUGGUAUAUAUUCACUGCAGGCAACAGAGCCGCAUCUGAUAAAUGAGAUGCCAAAAUCACAGACAGGUAAAGAAAUUAUCUCAGACACCAAAGAAGACAUUGUAAAUGGUGUUCCAGAAAAUCAGUUACAUAGGACUGUGUCAGAGGAAAAGGCUCAAAAAGCAGUGUGUGAGGAUGAUCCAGAAGUAGAAGCACUCCUGAAACGUAUUCAAAAGCAGCGCAGUGUUUUGGAAGAAAUCUUGGAUAAAGAAGGAGAGCGAAAAACUGAAGCUCCACCAGAGAUAAAUUCGUCAAAUUUGGAAGACAGAGAAAUAUAUGAGUCACUUGGAACUGUGUUUGAAGUAAAGGCAAGUGGAAUUCCGAAACCAGAUGUGAAAUGGUACAAAGAUGGGGAAGAAUUAAAGUCAUCAAACAGAAUAACCAUUUCUGAAGAUGGAGACACAUACAAAUUAGAGUUGAAGGAUGCACAGACAAGUGAUGCAGGUGUUUAUAAAGUGAAGGUUACGAACAGGCUCGGAGAGAAAACACAAGAAGCGAAGCUCAGCUUGAAACCUGUGAAUGAAUUCCGAAAGCCAAAGAUUAAGAUUCCACUCAAAGAUGUAGCAGUGUGCAAGAAUGAAGACUCUGAACUAACAUGUGUAUUUAUAGGUGAUCCUGUACCAACAGUGACCUGGUUCCAUAAUGGAGAAAAAGUAACAGAAGAUGAGAGGCACAUAUUUACUGCUGCAACAAAAGACAUUGGAGAUGGAUUAAAAGAGACUACAUUUACCCUUAAAAUUCCAUAUGGCCAACAUGGUGACACAGGCCAAUAUAAAAUCAAGGCUACAAACAAAUUUGGAGAAGAUGAAAGCAGUGCUCGCUUGGAUAUCCUGCUGAUUCCUGAAAUUGAUGCUUUGAGUGAUAUUACCAAGAUUCCAUAUGAAGACACCGUCUUUGAAGUUCAAAUACUGGCAAAUCCAAAGCCAAAAGUAACUUGGACAAGAAAUGGUGAAAAGCUGUCCAGUUCAGAUCACACAACUAUUUCCGAGAAUGUGGAAAAAGAAGUUUAUAAACUAGAAAUCAAGAAUAUUGGCCUUGGUGAUGAUGGUGUGUAUGUGGUUACUGCAAGUAACAGCCAAGGUGAACGUAGUCAGCAGGCCAAACUGACAGUGCACACGGAGCCUCCAUCCCUUGUUAAAAAUCUUGAAGAUCGUUCAGUUAAAGACUACGAAGAAGUUGAAUAUAGAGUCAGAGUGAAUGGUGUACCAAAACCAAAGAUAACGUGGUACAAAGAUGGAAAGGAACUGCAAAGUGGUGAACAUAUUGUGAUAGAAACAGAUUCAGAGGCUUUGGUAGUAAGCAGUCUCAGUAUUCAGCAUUUUCAGGAAUCUGAUGUUGGUGUGUACAAAGUGAAAGCUGCAAACCUUGUUGGAGAAGCAGAAAGCAGCUCCAAACUUUCAAUGACACAGCUACCACCAUCAUUUGCUCGUCCUCUUGAUAGAGCUGCUGAAGUGGAUGAGGGAGAUAUUCUAGACUUGAAGUGCAAACUUGAUGGUAGUCCAAUUCCAACUGUCCAGUGGUUCAAAGAUGGUCAGCCUCUACAUGCAGAUGAUCAUGUGAAAUUGACAGCUCUUCCUGAUGGGACUGUGCGGUUACUCAUUGAAGGUGUAAAGCCUACUGACUGUGGUGCUUACAAACUUGUAGCCAAAAAUAAGAAUGGAGAACAUGCUGCAUUAUGUGCUGUUGCUGUUAAACCAAAUAACCGCAAGCCUAGUUUCUCAAAGCCACUUGAAGGUGCUAAAUGUGUAGUUGGUGAGCCACUGAAGCUGGAAGCUCAAGUAGCAGCAUUUCCAGCACCUGAGGUUAAAUGGUUCAAAGAUGGUCAGCCAGUUCGUCCAUCUCAGGCAGUUAAUUUCGUGAACCAACCUGGUGGUAUAAUUGGAUUACAUAUAGAUUCUGUAAAACCUGAAGAUGCUGGUGUUUACACUGUCAGUGUAAGUAAUAGGCUUGGUGAUAUAACUGGCUCUGCCAAGGUUGAAGUUGAACCACGUGAGAAAAAGCCAACAUUCCAAGUACCUCUGCUGCCAGCAACUGUUGUUGAAGGUUUUCCUGCUAGAUUUGAAGUUAAAGUGGUUGGACAUCCACCUGCUACAUUGAAAUGGACUCACAAUGGGAAAGAAUUUGUUCCUGAUGGACAACAUGCAAAAAUAAUGCAGCUGCCUGAUGGAACAAGUGCUCUAAUUAUUGACAAAGCUAAACCUGAAGAUGCUGGAGAAUAUGAAGUAAUAGCAACGAAUGAGAAAGGAUCUGUCCCAUCAAAAGCUCAGUUAGAUGUUACUGCAAGAGCAAGAGAUGCACCUGAAGAAAAACCAGCAUUCCUACACGGUCUGAGAGAUGUUACAGUGGAGGAAGGUGACAGUCUCACUUUGACUGCUCCAUUUAUUGGAAAUCCAAUACCAGAUGUGGCGUGGAGCAAAGAUGGAACGUCUCUUUCACCAUCCGAUCGCAUUCUGUUAACAUGUGAUGGAAGAAAGGUUGGUUUGGAAAUAAAUCCAGCAUCCCUUGAUGAUAGUGGUAAAUAUACAUGCAAACUAGUAAAUCCUUUGGGUGAAGAUGAAACUACAGGCACUGCAACAAUUAGAAAGAUCUAUAAAAAGCCAAAUUUCACUCAGCGAUUCACAGAUCUCCAACAGAGACCAACGUUUGAUGCGAGAUUUCCUGCACGGGUUACAGGUAUUCCUAAACCAGAUAUUACAUGGUAUUUUAAUGAUAAACCAAUCCAAGAAUCAGAUAAAUAUAAAAUUAAAAGGGAUGGUGAAACGUGUUGUCUGUUUGUGAAAGAUUGUCAGCCUACUGACUCUGGCCGAUACAAAUGCAAGGCAAUAAACAGAGAUGGUGAAGACUCAUGUGAAGCAAAUUUGGAUGUAGUCGAGAAGAUUGGAGAAACACAGAGAACAGAACCACCUUCUUUCAUGAAGAAAAUAGGUGACACUGAAGUAUACAAAGGCAUGACAGCAAAGUUUACUGCAUGUGCUGCUGGCAUUCCAGAACCUGAUUUUGAAUGGUAUCGCAACAAUGAGCGUCUAUUUCCAAGUGAUCGCAUUAGAAUGGAGCGAGAAGGUUCUGGACUCCUGAGACUUAUUAUAGACUCUGUUGAUCCUGUUGACAUAGGACGCUACCGUCUUAAAAUUUUCAACCCCCAUGGUGAAGCAAGCUGUGAAGCGGAACUUGCAUUUGAUUCACUGGAUACACAUCCAAAGCGUCCACUGGGCUACUUGUACACUGACUUUGAUAAACAUCGAAGUUCUGCAGCACCUCUUCCAUUGCCAGAUAAACCCAUUAUUUGUAGAAUGAGUGACAGGAGACUGACACUGUCGUGGCGACCAUCGAUACCCAUAGGUCCGACAUUGCCAGUCACAUAUCGUGUUGAAAUGAGUGAACAACCUGAUGGAGAAUGGUUUACUGCCAGAACAGGUAUUCUUGGGUGUGCUUGUGACAUUCACAAUUUGCAACCAUUCCAAGAUUAUAAAUUCAGAAUUCGGGUGGAGAACAGAUAUGGCAUCAGUGAUCCUUCACCAUAUGCUGUAACUUACAGAGCACGUCUUGAACCGGAACCCCCGAAGUUCUUCCCAUACUUGGAGCCGGGAAUCGACUUCCGUCCUGAGACGUCCCCCUACUUUCCAAAGGACUUUGACAUUGAGAAGCCACCGCAUGAUGGAUAUGCUCAAGCCCCAAGAUUCCUUCGACAAGAGCAUGAUACCCAAUAUGGUAUCAAAAAUCAUAACUCCAAUUUAUUUUGGUUUGUAUAUGGUUAUCCUAAGCCCAAAAUGACAUACUACUUCAAUGAUGAAAUAAUAGAGAUGGGGGGACGGUACGACAGCAGCUACACACGGAAUGGACAAGCUACGCUUUUCAUUAAUCGGAUGUUAGAUCGUGAUGUAGGGAUGUAUGAAGCUGUAGCCACAAAUGAACAUGGUGAAGCAAGACAGCGAGUUCGGCUUGAUAUUGCAGAAUAUCCUACAUUCAUAAAACGUCCAGAGGAAACAAUUGUUAUGUUAAGGAAAAGUGGUCGAUUGGAAGCAAGGGUCACUGGAGUACCAUAUCCUGAAAUAAAGUGGUACAAAGAUUGGCAACCUCUCACAGCUUCCACCAGAAUUAAGAUACAGUUCCGCGAGCCAGAUACAUGCAUACUUGUUAUUAAUGAUGCCAUCAACAAAGAUGAGGGGCUGUAUUCAAUCAGUGCUCGUAAUGUAGCAGGAAGUGUGUCAAGCUCUGCCAUGAUACGCAUAGAGGAAAGUGAACAAGAAUAUGGUUACCUCACAUAUAGCAAAGGUAGGAACAUCAAGCCAAAGGCAAAACCAUUUGAGGAUCUGUAUGACAUUGGGAAUGAGCUUGGAAGAGGCACUCAAGGUGUUACAUAUCAUGCAGUUGAGCGAUUGACAGGUCGAAAUUACGCUGCCAAAAUAAUGCACGGAAAGUCUGACCUUCGUCCAUUUAUGAACAAUGAGCUUGAUAUACUGAAUGUGUUAAAUCAUCCAAAGAUAAUUCGGUUGCACGAUGCUUAUGAAACAAGGAAUUCCUUGACUCUGGUGACAGAGUUAGCAGGAGGAGGAGAACUACUGACAAACUUAACAAAGGAAAGAUAUAUAACAGAAUCAGACAUAGCUGGAUAUAUUCGACAGUUGCUAUGGGGGCUUGAACAUAUGCAUGACCAAAACAUUGCACAUCUUGGGCUGACUGUGGGUGAUCUUCUUAUAUCACAUCAAGGUGGAGAUGAUUUAAAAAUUUGUGAUUUUGGUUUGAGCAGGAGAAUAAACUUUGGAAAACUAGCAUCUCUUGAUUAUGGAAUGCCAGAAUUUGUUGCACCAGAGGUUGUGAAUGGUGAUGGUGUCAGUACUAGUGCUGAUAUGUGGUCUGUUGGUAUUAUCACAUACAUUCUGCUCUCUGGAAUAUCUCCAUUCAGAGGUGUUAAUGAUCGGGAGACUCUGACACGUAUAAAAGAAGGAAAAUGGGAAUUUAUUGAAGAGUGGUUUUCCAAGUUAUCCAUGGAAGCUAGAGAUUUCAUCAGCAAGCUGCUAGUUUAUCAAGCUGAUGGGAGAAUGGACGUCAAAGCUGCUCUCAAGCAUCCAUGGCUUUUGCGUGCUGAUAAAAUGCCAGCAGAUGAAUAUCAGAUAACAACAGACCGUCUCAAAAUAUAUUAUGACAGCUACAGGGAUUGGUACAACAAUGCUUCUUGCCGUACUUGGUACCGGCGCAAACCUUUGGCUGGUGCUUUCUCACAUCCAUCACGUAUGGUGUAUCCUCCAGGGCACAUAUACACACCAGAACCAACCCCAGAACCGCAGCGUAGAGAAUCCAAGGAGCGCCGAACGUGGGAAGACCAUGUACCGUCAAGAGAGCCAAUUGAUUAUGAGAUUGGAAUGCCCAAGUCAGAGAGUCACUACCAGUAUGGUCCUGAUACAUAUCUGCUUCAGUUGCGUGAUGUCGACUUUCCCGUGCGAUUGCGAGAAUACAUGAAAGUUGCAGCAAACAGGGCUCCUGGUUAUUCAGCACACUUGACAGAAACUGCUCCAUAUGACUGGAGGACACCUGUAAUACGAGAACGGCGUCGUUUCACUGAUGUUAUGGAUGAAGAAAUAGAUGAUGAAAGAAAAGAACGCAUAAAUAAAUAUGGCUCAGGGGAAGUGUAUUCACUUCGGCGUUUAAGACAUGAGCUUGGAACUAGGUUGGAUGGGCAUGCAGAAGCAGAGGCCAUAAUUGAAUACAAGAGAGAAGGACAGCCUCCAUUCUUCCGAGAAAAACCACAGACUCCUCUGCCAGUUCUUGAGGAUCAGCCAGCUGAAUUAUCGUGCCUUGUAGUUGGCGAUCCAAAACCAGUUGUUCAGUGGUUCAAGAAUGAUCAGGUGGUGUUAGAGAGCAACCGUGUUAAGGUGAGAGAAGAUGAAGAAGGACGUUCAUUUUUGCGAUUAGAACCUGCAUUACAUAUUGACGUGGGAAUCUACAAAGUUGUUGCUCGUAACAGAGUAGGACAAGCUAUCAGCAGGACACGAAUUGUUCUGGCGAGCAUACCAUCCUCUCCAGAUUCUCCUGAAGCAUCAGAAGUAUCUGACACAGAGGUAUUGCUGAGGUGGAAACAGCCGAAAGAUGAUGGAAAUUCUGCUGUUUUAUGUUACAGCCUACAGUACAAAGAAGCAGAUAAUGUUGAGUGGCUGGAUGUUGCAAACAACAUUGAUCAUGAAUUUUUCCUUGUGCAUGACUUAAAACCAACAACAAAUUAUCAAUUUAGGCUCUCUGCUCGAAAUCGCAUUGGUUGGAGUGAAAAGGGCAUUCCUACAGAGCUAAUUAAAACAAAGGAAUCAGGGUCACCAAAGGUUCAAGUCACACGUGCAAUGAAGCAUCUUCAGCAAAUCACAGAAUCAGGACAGGCCAUCACAAUUGAAGAUUCUAAGCCAAAACUUGACUACUCAAUAGAAAAGAAUCCUGUCGAGUGGACCACUGAGGGAUCACUGACUGAGAAAUACAGUUUUGUCUCAGAACUUGCCCGGGGGCGCUUCUCCAUUGUUGUCAAGGGAAUUGAGAAAAGUUCUGACAGGGUAGUUGUUGCAAAACUUUUAGAAUUGAAGCCUGAGACAGAAGAGCAGGUGAACAGGGAAUUUGAAGCUUUGAGAUCAUUGAGGCAUGAACGCAUUGCUUGUUUGGAAACAGCGUACAAGAUCUCAGGAUCUGGUGUGGCUGCACUUGUUGAAGAAAAGCUUCAGGGAGCAGAUGUGUUGACAUAUCUCUCAAGUAAACAUGAAUAUACUGAGCAGCAAGUUGCUACAAUAAUAACACAAGUGUUGGAUGGACUUCAGUAUCUCCAUUGGAGAGGAUACUGUCAUCUUGAUCUCCAGCCUGACAAUAUAGUCAUGGCUUCUGUAAGAAGUGUACAGGUGAAGCUGGUUGACCUUGGAUCAGCUCAGAGAGUCAGUAAAUUGGGAACUGUUAUUCAAAGAGUUGGUGAGACAGAAUAUACAGCUCCUGAAAUACUCAAUGAUGAACCAGCAUAUCCACAGUCAGACAUCUGGAGUGUGGGUGUAAUUACUUACAUUCUUUUAUCUGGAGUAUCACCAUUUGUGGGUAAAGAUGCUGAAGAGACUCGUCAAAAUGUCACAUUUGUACGAUAUCGAUUUGAACACUUAUAUAAGGAAAUUACUCAAGAGGCCACAAGAUUUCUUAUGCUUAUCUUCAAACGGACACCAAGCAAACGACCAACAGCAGAGGAAUGUCACGAGCAUCGUUGGCUUUUACCUUCCGAAAUAACAAUCAAGAAGCGAGAGAGAGCUGUGUUUCUUGGAAACAGAUUAAAGGAAUUUUCGGAAGCUUAUCAUUCAAAGAAAACUCAGGACUCCAUAAAGUCAGACUCCCUGACAGGAGCAUUUGGAGGCAGUGGGAAAGCUGCCCUAACUCGUUCAAGCAGCAUCCAAGAAGAAUUGUAUACCACCUUUUAAAUACAUCAAGUGCUACAGUUUUUUGGACAAAUUUCUGGAGAAGUGGGAUAGACACUUGAGAGUGACCAUCCCUUAUUCUGCCUUUGAUAUACAAUAAUUAAACAGAAUGUGCAAAUUGUAUUUGACAUUUUGUGGGAAAUAUAGUCAUAUUUUUAUAAUGAAAAUCAUUUGUAAGACACAAAUAGAGGCUUCAUGAAGCAGCCUUCAUCAGUAGUCACUGUGAGCCGAAGUGGCAGUGUGAGACUCGUGUGCAUUACUGUUUUAUCUGUACAUUCCACAUCAUCAAAUCUGACUUGCUGGGAUGUACUAAUUCAUAUUCAUUUGCCAAAUGUGCCAUUCAGGAAUGUGACCCUCGAUACUAGUGCUGGUUAUCUCAGCAUAUCCUUGAUAAGUGCAAGUCUGUGAUAGCAUGUACUGGGAAAACUGAAUAUUUAAUUUUCAUCCCUCUUAGUUUUAAGUGCACAAAAUUUUCCUUUUGUUUAAUCAUGCACAUAAGGACAUAGUGCCAAAGUUUCCUACUGCUCUCAUCAGUAGGGAAUUUUUGGUUCAAUUUGUAUUGUGCGUUCCUUGGAUCCUUCACAGAAUCCAUCACAUAAUAAAACACAUCAAUUGAUGCUAGCAAUUCACAAAGAUUUGUUCAUUACACUCCAUGCUGAUGAGUGGAAAUGGGCAAAUAAAUCUAUUACUUAUCUACAUAUUGUCAUAAAUAUGUAUUUCAAGGGGAACACUAAAAGUAACAGCUAAAGAAAUUUGUAUAGAAAGAACAAUUUUAUACAUGUAAAGUGUAAAUCAAUAUUCAUAGUUUACUGAUGCAAUUAGGUAAAUGACUGUGAUAAUGCAUUCGCUAAUGCUUCAUAAUCAUGUAUAAAGUUAUUUAAAUAAAAUAUUUGUGUAAUAAAA